AUGAAGAAGAAAUUUGAUGACCAAUUUGCAAAAUUCCUGGAUGUCUUCAAGAAAAUCCACAUCAACAUUCCCUUUGCAGAAGCUUUGGCCCAAAUGCCUAAUUACGCCAAAUUCUUGAAGGAAGUGAUGUCAAAUAAGAAGAUGCUGAAGGAGUUCGAGACAAUUAAGCUAACAGAGGGGUGUAGUCACAUACUUCAGAAGCUCCCUCACAAAUUGAAAGAUCCGGGUAGCUUCAACAUCCCGUGCAGUAUUGGUGGUAUCACAUUUGAUAGGGCACUGUGCGACCUUGGAGCUAGUAUAAACCUGAUGCCCCUAUCAGUAUUCAAAAAGCUGGGUCUUGGAGAAGUGAAGCCCACAACCCUCACUUUGCAACUGGCGAACAGAUCGAUCACAUAUCCCAAAGGCAUGAUUGAAGAUGUAUUGGUGAAGGUCGAUAAGUUCAUCCUUCCUUUGGACUUUGUGGUGUUGGACAUGGAGGAGAACGACAAAAUACCGUUGAUUCUUGGUCGACCUUUCCUAGCUACUGAAAGAGCAUUGAUUGAUGUCCAGGAAGGAAAAUUGACACUGCGGGUUAAUGAAGAGCAUGUGACUUUCAACAUCCAUCAAGUAGAAAAGCCUCAAGAAAAAGUCAGCAUUUGCAAUAUGACCAAUCGGCUGAAGCAGUUUUAG
Molecule: messenger RNA, 669 nt
Organism: Olea europaea var. sylvestris
Lineage: Eukaryota; Viridiplantae; Streptophyta; Magnoliopsida; Lamiales; Oleaceae
Exons: 1
Coding region: 1-669 (222 amino acids)
Source: RefSeq, a predicted model, not a curated record